ACCAACUAACACCAUCACCCAACGCCCUCAAUUCGGCUGUAUUCCUUUUUGGGUUUUUGGCCGUCCGCUUAAAGAAACAGAAAGCUUUUGGUGGCAAUCAAUGGUAAAGCCCUAAAAAAACACACACCCACAACCCAAAAGUGGAACCCAGAUUCGAAGUUUGUUCAGAUUAUUAAAUGCCCUUCUUCACCCCCUCCAUUUCUAUUCAAAUUUCAAACCCAAAUUCCCACUUCUUCUUCUUCUUCUUCAACCUUUUUCUAUCUGCCUCUACUCUCAAUGGAGACUGAGAAACGAAAUUCAGAGAAGUGGGUAAUUUUCUGAGCUGAGAGAUUGUUGCAGUUGUAAUUAGUGAAGGCGUAAAGACAAUACUCAAAAGGGGUUUUCGAAAUGAGUACGGCUCGAUUCAUCAAGUGUGUUACUGUUGGAGAUGGGGCUGUGGGGAAGACUUGCAUGCUCAUCUCCUACACUAGCAACACUUUCCCAACUGACUAUGUGCCGACAGUUUUUGAUAAUUUCAGUGCUAAUGUGGUGGUGGAUGGUAGCACCGUCAACUUGGGGCUUUGGGACACUGCUGGACAGGAAGAUUACAAUAGGCUGAGACCUUUGAGUUAUAGAGGUGCAGAUGUGUUUCUGUUGGCCUUUUCUCUAAUCAGCAAAGCUAGCUAUGAAAAUAUCUCCAAGAAGUGGAUCCCUGAGUUGCGGCAUUAUGCCCCGACUGUGCCGAUUGUUCUUGUCGGAACCAAACUUGAUUUAAGGGACGACAAGCAAUUUCUGACUAGCCAUCCCGGUGCUGUACCGAUCACAACAGCGCAGGGUGAAGAGCUGAAGAAAUCAAUUGGAGCUGCUGUUUACAUAGAGUGCAGCUCCAAAACUCAGCAGAAUGUCAAGGCUGUGUUUGAUGCUGCCAUCAAGGUUGUUCUACAGCCACCGAAACUGAAGAGAAAGCGACGAAAGGCCAGAACAUGUGUGUUUCUUUGAGUUGGAUUUCAUGUCAUGCUGUUUUCUCUUGAGGCAAACUUGGCCUCCUCUUCCAAAUACUGAUGCUCAUUGUGCUUGCUUUUUAUAUUAAUCUUCUUGUUUAAUAUGAAAGAGCUGAUGUUUUUAUGCUUUCAAAGAAUAUAUAUAUAUAUAUAUAUACACACACAUGAAGUGUUCAUUGAGAGA
Messenger RNA from Benincasa hispida (wax gourd), 1164 nucleotides. RefSeq names its product rac-like GTP-binding protein RAC2. Gene Ontology annotation, molecular function: GTPase activity; GTP binding. Gene Ontology annotation, biological process: small GTPase-mediated signal transduction. NCBI's taxonomy places the organism in Eukaryota, Viridiplantae, Streptophyta, Magnoliopsida, Cucurbitales, Cucurbitaceae. The record is from RefSeq and is a predicted model, not a curated record.